This is a messenger RNA of Aspergillus calidoustus, 2145 nucleotides long. The record is from the annotation of a GenBank genome assembly. NCBI's taxonomy places the organism in Eukaryota, Fungi, Ascomycota, Eurotiomycetes, Eurotiales, Aspergillaceae.
AUGCAAAAUAGAGAUCAUCCCGAAAUCUCAGACUUCUUAUACGACGCUAGGCGAUUUAUCCUUAAAUUCCAACAGAUAGCGGAGAUUGCACCCCUUCAACUUUAUACCUCAGCUCUAUUAUUUUGUCCAAGUCGCUCAACUAUCAGAGGCUUAUUCAAGAGUGAGCUUCUAAACUGGCAUGGAUUUCCGGGGGUUGAGGAGCUAUGGGGGGCUCAGCUACAGGCCCUUGAAGGUCAUUCUGAAUCAGUCCUGUCAGUUGCAUUCUCCCUAGAUGGCAAACUGCUGGCAUCUGGCAGUAAUGAUGAAACUAUCAAGAUCUGGGAUUCCAGCACUAGCAAGGUGCUCCAGACACUUAAAGGUCAUUCAGAUUCAGUUUGUUCAGUUACCUUUUCCCCAGGUAGCAACCUACUAGCAUCUGGCUCCGCUGAUACGACUAUCAAGCUCUGGGACCCCAGUACAGGCGAACUAUACCAGACCCUAAACAGCCAUUCUGGUGCAGUCUACUCAGUAGCCUUUUCCACCAAUGGUGAGCUGCUGGCGUCUGGUUCCCUUGAUAAAACUAUCAAGCUUUGGGAUCCCAACACUGGCAAAUUGCUCCAAACCCUUACUGGCUAUUCUGGUGUCGUUUCGUCAGUUACUUUUUCCCCAGCCAGUAAGCUGCUCGCCUUCUGCUCUGGAACUGAUCGAACCAUUAAGCUCUGGGACCCCAGUACGGGCAAGCUGGACCAGACUCUUGAGAGCCAUUCUGAACCAGUCGUGUCAGUAAGUUUCUCCGCCGACGGCAAGCUGCUAGCAUCUAGCUCUGAAGAUAAAACUAUCAAGCUCUGGGAUUCCAGCACUAGAAAUGUGCUCCAUACCCUUAAGGGCCAUUCUAGUUUUGCUUGGUCAGUUGCAUUUUCCCCAGACAGUAAGCUGAUAGCAUCCGGCUUUGAGGAUCACAUCAUCAAGCUCUGGGAUCCCAGUACGGGAAAGGAGCUCCGGACACUUGAGGGCCAUUCUGGGUCAGUUUUGUCACUUACUUUCUCUCGAGAUGGCAAGCUGCUGGCGUCUGGCUCUGAGGAUAAAACCAUCAAACUCUGGGAUCCUAGUGCAGAUGACGUGCAACAAACCUUUGAUGGCCAUCUCAAGUCAGUUCGGUCAGUUAAUUUCUCCCCGGAUGGCAAGUUGCUAGCCUCUGGCUCCUAUGAUACAACCAUUAAGCUUUGGAAUACCAGCACGGGAAAGGGACUUAAAACACUUAAGGGUCAUUCUGGCUCAAUUUGCUCAGUUACUUUCUCGCCAAACAGCAAUCUUUUGGCAUCUGGCUCCGCUGAUACGACUAUUAAGCUCUGGGACCCUAGCACUGGCAAGCUGCAGCAGACCCUUAGGGAUCAUCAAUAUUUAGUGCUAUCCACGGCUUUCUCCCCAGAUAAUAAGCUACUGGCGUCAGGAUAUGCUACUAAAACUAUCAAACUUUGGGAUCUUAGCACAGGAACUGUGCUCCGAACACUUGAGGGCCAUUCUAGUCCAGUUUUUUCAGUAGCUUUCUCUCAAGAUGGCAAACUACUGGCUUCCGGCUCCGAAGAUAAGACCGUCAAGCUCUGGAAGCCCAAUACAGGCGAGCUCCUCAAGACCCUUAGUUGUCAUUGUUAUGCAGUUUCAUUAGUUGCUUUCUCCCCAGAUGGCAAGCUGCUGGCUUCUAGUUCCUUUGAUAGGACCGUUGAGCUCUGGGAUUCUAGCACGGGAGAGCUGCAUCAGACUCUUGAGGGCUUUUCUGAGUGGCGUUGGGCCGAAAAUCAUAUUGGCGUAUCCAUACUACAUGCUGACAUUCGCCUGACGGUCGAGGGAAAGACCUUCUCGGCGCAUAAGGACGUCCUCGCAUAUCGCUCCGAGUACUUUGCCGCCCUCUUCCGCGGUGCAUGGUCCGAUCGUGAUCAUGUCACGUUCGACGAUGGGGAGAUUGCUCCUCACGUCUUGGAAAUGCUACUGGAGCUUGUGUACGGUGAGCGCUGCCGUCUGGACAAGGGGUCUGAGCUCACGGAAGACCUCCUGGCGGCGGCGGAUUACUUCCUUAUGGACGGGCUGAAAGAUGAGAUCCGGGACAGCAUUUGGGAUCCGCGGUAUCAGGAUUAUUCCGAUACUGGUUCUGAUUCGGACGGGUACUGA